Messenger RNA from Trichomonas vaginalis G3, 997 nucleotides. Its product is annotated as protein of unknown function, DUF4106 family. The record is from RefSeq and is a predicted model, not a curated record. The annotation marks the transcript as partial. Lineage: Eukaryota; Parabasalia; Trichomonadida; Trichomonadidae. The transcript has a single exon.
AUGGCAGGCUAUGGUGGAGCUGCAGACGGAACAGCUUAUAACCCUCAAAGUCAAAUGAAUUUGAGUUCACUCAAAAAUCAAAUAACAUAUGUCAAAAAGUCAAACAUAGACAUACAGAAACAAAUAAGUGAAAACGAAAAGAAACUAGAAUAUGACAGACACACAAAGAAACUCAAUGAGUUAAACGUAGAGAAAAAGAAGAAAGAAGAACAACUGAAAGAACUAAGUACAGAGGAAUAUGCGAAAAAAGUGUCAGAAAAAGCAGCAGAAGUAGCAAAAAUGGAACAAGAUGUUAUAAAUUUGAAAAACCAUACUACUCAAUAUAAAGUACUGAAAGAUGAAGAAAUAAAACAAAAAGCCCUGAAGACAUAUAUGGAUAGCGAUGAGUAUAAAAAAGAAGUUGAAGCAAAUGUAAAGGCAGAAAAACUUUUACAGUUGCAAAACCAAACCGUACAGUAUGAAAACUUAGCACAAGAAAGUAAAAAUAACGACGCAGCCAUGCAAAAGGCAAUGAAAAGCGCAGAAUAUAUAAAAGCUAAUAAUGACUGGUUAGAUGCCCAAGCCAACGCCAAAGCAGCCCAACUUAUAGGGUCAAUAAGGACAAAAAUACAAGCGGAUGAAGACAGUUCAAAUGAAGCUUUAAUGAAUGCUGACUUUAAGAACGCCUUCGAAGCUCUUCAUAGUAAGGUGAAACUAGUGAACGACUUCUCAUCUGGAAAGAAACUGAAGUCUGAAGGUUUCGACAAAGAGUUAAGAGAAGUAGCACAAAAUAUGACGAAAAUAACAGAUGCAGCAACGAGACAGGCAGUUCAAAGUGCCUAUGACGCCGUUAGAGCAACUGUUGUGGAAAGUCAAGAAAAAGAGUUACAACAGACCAAAACAGACCUAGUAAAUGCUUUCUUAAAAACGAAAAGUCAGGUAGGACAUUAUGCUGCAGAUGGAACAUAUGUGCCAGCUGGUGGAACUUAUAUACCAGCUGGUGGAACUUAUAUACUAG